Molecule: messenger RNA, 860 nt
Organism: Oxyura jamaicensis (ruddy duck)
Lineage: Eukaryota; Metazoa; Chordata; Aves; Anseriformes; Anatidae
Product: tyrosine-protein kinase JAK3-like
Exons: 6
Biological process (GO): peptidyl-tyrosine phosphorylation; cell surface receptor signaling pathway via JAK-STAT; hemopoiesis
Cellular component (GO): cytoskeleton; cytosol
Molecular function (GO): cytokine receptor binding; non-membrane spanning protein tyrosine kinase activity
Source: RefSeq, a predicted model, not a curated record
CUGCUGGUACCCCCCCCAACCACCUCUUCACCGUCGAGGAUGCCCGCAGCCAGGUCGUGGUGUACAGGAUCAGGUUCUUCUUCCCCAACUGGUGCGGACUGGGGCAGUCGCACCGCUUCCAGCUGCUGAGUGACCGGGCCAGCCCCGUGCUGGACUACCCCGUCAUCGAUUACCUGUUUGCCCAGUCCCGCAGCGACUUCAUCGGGGGCCGCGUGGAGGUGGCGCUGAGCCUGCCGAGGCAGGAGCAGUGCCUGAGCCUGGCCGUGCUGGACAUGCUGCGCAUCGCCAAGGAGAAGCGGCAGAGCCCCGACGAGGUCUUCAGCUGCGUCAGCUACAAGUCGUGCAUCCCCGAGCCGCUGCGGUGCCAGAUCCAGCAGCACAGCUUCCUCACCCGCAAGCGCAUCCGCCGCCGCUUCAGCAAGUCCCUGCGCAGGAUCGGGGGGUGCCAGGCGGACGGGCGCCACCUGAAGCUCAAAUACCUGCUGGACCUGGAGCGGCUGCAGCGGCGCUGGGCCGAGGAGAGCUUCGCCGUGCGCGGCCCCGACGCCAACAUCACCAUCCACGUGGCCGGCGAGAACGGCGUCUCCUGGAGCUGCGGCAGCUCCGAGAGCCGCCAGCACUUCUGUGACUUCCCCGACAUCGCCGACGUCAGCAUCAAGCAGGCGAGCCGGGACGGCAGCCCCGUGGAGAACCGCAUCGUCACCCUCACCAAGACGGACAACAGGGUGCUGGAGGUGGAGUUCCCCACGCUGCGGGAAGCUCGCUCCUUCGUGGCGCUCAUCGACGGCUACUACCGCCUGACGGCGGACGCCCACCACUACUUCUGCAAGGAGGUGGCCCCCCCCCCCCCGCUGGAGGAC